Messenger RNA from Loxodonta africana (African savanna elephant), 1122 nucleotides. Its product is annotated as olfactory receptor 8D2-like. NCBI's taxonomy places the organism in Eukaryota, Metazoa, Chordata, Mammalia, Proboscidea, Elephantidae. The transcript has a single exon. Gene Ontology annotation, cellular component: membrane. Gene Ontology annotation, molecular function: G protein-coupled receptor activity; odorant binding; olfactory receptor activity. Gene Ontology annotation, biological process: sensory perception of smell; G protein-coupled receptor signaling pathway. The coding region runs from base 178 to 1122 and encodes 314 amino acids. The record is from RefSeq and is a predicted model, not a curated record.
UGAAGCAUCACCAUCUUGAUAAAAGACUUCAAUUAAAAGUAGAUUUUAAGUCUCUUGGUUUGAAACUUCUGAAAUUCUGUCUCAGUUGGAAAUUAUGUCAUUCCUCACAAAUUGACAAUAUUUGUCUGAUGACAAUCUCUUCCCCAAACAACUCAACUUACCACAACUUGGAGAAGAAUGGAUAUAGGAAAUCAUUCUUCUGUAAAUGAGUUUAUCCUUGAGGGAUUAACAGAUGAGCCAGGGCUUCAAAUCCCCCUCUUUCUCCUGUUUCUCUUCAUCUACAUCAUCUCCAUGGCAGGAAACUUGGGCUUAGUUUUUUUAAUCAGUAUCAGUUCUCAGCUUCACACCCCCAUGUAUUAUUUUCUCAGUAAUUUGUCCUUCAUAGAUCUCUGCUACUUUUCUGUCAUAAUCCCCAAGAUGUUGGUGAACUUCAUGUCAGAGAAGAAUUUCACCUCCUUUCCUGAGUGCAUGGUCCAGCUCUUUUUCUUCUGCUUCUUUGGUAUUGAUGACUCUUACAUGUUGACAGCUAUGGCAUAUGACCGUUAUGUUGCCAUCUGUAACCCCUUGCUCUACAAUAUCACCAUGUCCCACAGAGUCUGUUUUCUACUCAUCACUGUUGUGUAUAUAGUAGGGGCUAUUGGGGGUUUGGUUCACACCAGCUACAUAUCUAGUCGUUCCUUCUGUGGAACCAAUGUCAUUCACCAUUACUUCUGUGACAUCCUUCCUCUUCUGAGUAUCUCUUGCUCAAGAGAUUACACCAAGGAGCUUUUGGUGAUGAUUUUGGUUUCAUUCAAUGUAUUCAUAUGUGCUAUAGCUAUCUUCCUCUCUUAUGCCUUCAUCCUUUCCAGCAUCCUAUGUAUCCACUCAGCUGAAGGCAGGGCCAAAGCCUUCAGUACCUGCAGCUCCCACCUUGCCGCUGUUGGACUCUUGUAUGGCUCCACCAUCUUCAUGUAUUUCAAACCACCAUCUGUCAGUGACACAACCCAGGAGAAGGUGGCCUCUGUGUUUUAUACCACAGUGAUUCCCAUGCUUAAUCCCCUGAUCUACAGCUUAAGGAACAAAGAUGUCAAGGAUGCCCUGAAAAAGAUUCUGACUAAUGGGAUAUUCUCCAAGACUUUGUAG